Molecule: messenger RNA, 3014 nt
Organism: Leucoraja erinaceus (little skate)
Lineage: Eukaryota; Metazoa; Chordata; Chondrichthyes; Rajiformes; Rajidae
Gene: jmjd6
Product: jumonji domain containing 6, arginine demethylase and lysine hydroxylase
Exons: 7
Coding region: 77-1360 (427 amino acids)
Biological process (GO): phagocytosis
Cellular component (GO): nucleus; cytoplasm
Molecular function (GO): histone H4R3 demethylase activity; P-TEFb complex binding
Source: RefSeq, a predicted model, not a curated record
AGGGUGCUGUCGGCGGGCCGGUAGGCCGGAGGAAGCGGGGGAGAGGGGCCGCGGCCUGCUCACUAAACGGCAGGAAAUGAAUCACAAAACUAAAAAGCGAAUCAAAGAGGCGAAGCGCAGCGCCCGGCCCGAGCUGAGGGACUCGUUUGACUGGACGAAGCACAACUACCAUCAAACUUUCUCGCUGGCCUUGAGCACGGUCACGGAUAAUGUGGAAAGGAUAGAUGCUCUGGAAACGACUGUGGCAAACUUUAUUGAGAAGUAUGAGAAACCAUAUAAGCCUGUGGUGCUGGUAAAUGCUGAGCAUGGAUGGGCAGCGCAGGAAAAGUGGACACUUGAGCGAUUAAAGCGCAAGUACAGAAAUCAGAAGUUCAAGUGCGGAGAAGACAACGAUGGUUAUUCUGUUAAAAUGAAGAUGAAGUAUUAUGCUGACUAUAUGGAAACAACAAAAGAUGAUAGUCCUCUGUACAUUUUUGACAGUAGCUAUGGGGAGCAUCCAAAAAGGCAGAAACUCCUGGAAGAUUAUGAAGUGCCAAACUAUUUCAAGGAUGAUUUAUUCCAGUUUGCAGGGGAAAAGCGAAGACCUCCAUACAGAUGGUUUGUCAUGGGCCCUCCUAGAUCUGGAACUGGUGUCCAUAUUGAUCCUCUAGGAACAAGUGCAUGGAAUGCUCUGGUUCAAGGUCAUAAACGUUGGUGUUUGUUCCCUACAAAUACACCUCGUGAACUUAUCAAACUAACAAGAGAAGAAGGUGGGAACCAGCAGGAUGAGGCCAUCACGUGGUUUGUCAUUGUAUAUCCUCGCACGCAACAUCCAACCUGGCCCCAAGAGUUUAAACCUUUAGAAAUUCUUCAGAAACCUGGGGAGACUGUCUUUGUGCCAGGUGGAUGGUGGCAUGUAGUACUGAAUAUGGAUCACACUAUUGCUAUCACUCAAAAUUUUGCCAGUGCAACCAACUUUCCCGUGGUGUGGCAUAAAACAGUCAGAGGACGUCCUAAACUGUCCAGAAAGUGGUACAGGAUCUUGAAGCAAGAACGGCCAGAACUUGCUGUAGCAGCAGACUUGGUUGACCUACAGGAGUCCACGGGUAUUGCCUCGGACAGCUCAAGCGAUUCUUCUAGUUCGUCCAGCUCUAGUUCCUCAGACUCUGACUCAGAGCAGAGAAAGGGAGAGAAAAGAACAGAAAAUAUGGACAAAGACAUGGAGAGAUUUCUGGGAAGGAUAGGACUAAACACAGAGGAAAAUAUAAAUAAAGUGGAGUUACAUUGGCUACCCUCCAGUCCAGAGGAACUGAUCCAGAGUCGAGAGAACAUUGGAAAAUUAUCACCAAUGCAUCCACGAUUUCUAGGGCCACCUCUUUGAGUACUCUGGGAUGCUGACCAUCAGGCCCUGGAGAUUUAUCUGUCUUCAGUCCCAACAGUGUGCCUAACACCAUUUCCUGAUUAAUAACUAAUUUUAGGAAUGAUCUCUGCAAUGAGCUAUUAAGCAGGAGCUAUGAACUACAGCAGGCUUCUGUGCAGGAGUUUUUUGAUUCAUCUUUGGACUUAUUUGGGUAGAAUUAGCUGUUGAAUUGAGGGAGUAGAAGUCAAUGAGAGUGAGUGAUCAUUAUAUGUGGUGCAUUUGAUUCAGGCUGAUGUGGUUCAUCCAGUUUACCAGGUUGGCUCUUUAAGCCAUAGAGAUGUGAUUAAACCAGAUUACAUGAGUGCAGUGUAUCCAUUUUCCUCUAAUGCAAGCAUAUAUUUCAAAUGACCACAUUCUAUUUCAUCUAACAAACUUUUGAUUAUAUUGUGGGUAUUUUAUAUAGCAGGUAUCUCGAUGGUCAUUGAUUACGUAUUACCUGUCAUGUUAUUCAAAUGAUUUUUAUAUUUAUGUGAUCGGACCUUAUUUGUUUCAUAUACACAUGCGUAAAGCCAUUUUGAAACUUAAUUACUAUCAUUAUUAAUCUUAUUUUCAUGUAUCCUAUCUACUUCUAAUGUUGCAUGGCAUUUUGUCAUUAAAAAAAAAUCAAAAACAAUAUUUUUGAAAAUUUGGCUACCUCUUUCUCAUUGAUCUCAAUGGUAAAAUAUACAACUAGAUACACCAAGAAAAUAUGUUGGAUGUAUUUUCUUUUUAAUUCCCUGUUUUGAAUCGCAUAUAUUUCAAAGUUCCAUUGCUACUGUGUACUAUCUGUUUAAUUUUAAAAAAUCAGUUUGUUUGUUGUGUCUGUGUGGGUUUUCUCCGAUUUCCUCCCACACUCCACAGAUGUAUAGGUUUGUAGGUUAAUUGGCUUAGGUUAAAACAUUGUAAAUUGUCCCAAGUGUGUAAGAUGGUGCUAGUGUACGGGGUGAUUGCUGGAUGGCAUGGACUCGGUGGGCCGAAGAGCAUGUUUAUACAAGUAUCUCUAAAAGUAAAGUCUAAAAUAUUCAUUAGUAUUUCUUCCAACAUUUCUUGUUAGAUAUUUGCUCAUGUUUCAUUCUGAACUAGUUUUGAAAUUAGUUGUUAUCUGUUGUAUGUUUAAUUUGCACCAUUUGAGUUUGCCCUUAAUCUUUAUAAAAUGCUGCAAAUGUUUCCUCUUUGGUUCAUUUACUGAAUUUAAAUUGGUUUCCUGUUUUUUCUUAAGUAAAGUUUCUAUCCUCUUAUGACUGCAUUUCAGAUUUCAGAAUAGUCCAUGACUGAUGUAACAUGAUAGCAAGGCUUUGUUUAACCUAAAAUACCCAUCUGUUAAGUAUAACAAUAUAUAUAGCUAUGCCAUGUACAUUCACAUUUUCUAUCUCUGAUGCAGCUGCAUCAAUAUUUGAAUAAAGGAGCUCACUGUGUGACAUUGGUGUGUCCCACGGCAUAUUCUAUUCAUUCAUUUCCUGCUCCUUACAGCUCUUGUCCUUGCAUGGCUUUUUUUUCAUGUAAUUCUUCAAUGUUGGCAGUCCACUGAAUAUUGUGUAUUUUGCUUGUUUUAUAAUUAACGUCAUUAGUUCCUAUAAGACAGAAAGUGUGCAUAUAUGGAUCAAUACAGAUGACAUUUUGUAGGAAUUUAGUUCUU